GAACCAUGUGAACAAAUAUAAGCGGUAGACAGAUCACAGGUCAGCACGGCGAGUGGCAAAAUACAAUCAUUCACACCAGAGGAGACCCAGCCAGCAAGAUGGUUCCAGUGUUGAUGUUACUCAUGGCAGCUCUUGUAGCUGCAGAUGAGUCAAUGAUGGAUCUUUCAAGUCCAGUAGAGUCUGACAGUGCUGUUUCUGUGGUUCACUGUACUGCUACUAUUGUUUGCCCUGAUAGAACAACGUGCUGUCGGACUCCUUAUGGUGUGUGGCACUGCUGUCCAUAUUCAAUGGGUCAGUGCUGCAGAGAUGGAAUUCACUGCUGUUCUCAUGGUUAUCACUGCGAUUCAACAUCAACCCAUUGUUUGAGGGGCUGGCUGAGACUGACAUCUUCUCCCCGGAUGGCCACCAAAGCUAUCGAGAAACCUCAGUCUGCGUCCUUUGACCAGGCUCUCACAUGGCAGAGCCAGACUGAGACGGUUCAUUGUGAUGGAAAUGCGUACUGUCCCGUGGAUCAGUUCUGCUGCAAGACAGCAGAUGGCCAGUGGGGGUGCUGCAACGAGAUGGUGUCGUAAGUAAUCAUCCCACGUGAUCUGGGUGCAGCUCUUAUCAAAGACGGUUAAAAUGCAAGAGGCUUUUAAAUACAGUUACUGUUGAGAGAAAGCAGUAAUAUACAAACAAGCUUUACAGUCAAAGGUCAUUGUCAUUUAAUAAAUGAACUGUUUCAAAACUUU
Messenger RNA from Labeo rohita (rohu), 731 nucleotides. RefSeq names its product progranulin-like. The transcript has 5 exons. The record is from RefSeq and is a predicted model, not a curated record. Lineage: Eukaryota; Metazoa; Chordata; Actinopteri; Cypriniformes; Cyprinidae. The coding region runs from base 99 to 572 and encodes 157 amino acids. Gene Ontology annotation, cellular component: extracellular region.